Molecule: messenger RNA, 1077 nt
Organism: Penicillium odoratum
Lineage: Eukaryota; Fungi; Ascomycota; Eurotiomycetes; Eurotiales; Aspergillaceae
Product: STIMATE family protein
Exons: 2
Coding region: 1-1077 (358 amino acids)
Cellular component (GO): membrane
Source: RefSeq, a predicted model, not a curated record
AUGGACGCAGAUUUCACCAUUUCGAUGGCCGUCAAGGCAUCUACCACCCUUAUCGCUGCGACUUCUCCUUCACAGGCGUCGCCAACACAGCAACACAUGUUAUACUAUCAUGGAGCCACCGUCACAGGAAUGGGAAAUGACCAAAAUGGAGAAGGUGGUGAAUGCAAACUUCUAGGGCCUUUCUCCCUAAUUGUUCAGGCCGCCCUUGGGGCACUGGCGCUUUUAUCGUUGGUCUAUAAGCGAUGGAGAGAACGUCCGCAGCGGCCGCUCAAAGUGUGGGUAUUUGAUGUCUCAAAGCAAGUGUUCGGCUCGUUCAUGCUUCAUAUGGCAAAUCUUCUCAUGUCAAUGUUUUCUGCUGGUCAACUGGAGAUUCGCAUGGACUACACACCCAAUCCUUGCUCCUUCUACCUAUUGAAUAUUGGGAUCGAUACCACUCUAGGUAUCCCCAUAUUGAUCGUUGCGCUUCGAAUCUUAACAUUUCUUGCUUCCUACACUCCUCUCGCCAACCCUCCAGAAUCCAUCGAGACCGGCAAUUAUAGCAAUCCGCCCCGGGCAUCAUGGUGGUUCAAACAAUCCAUCAUCUACUUCCUGGGUCUGCUCAACAUGAAAAUAUGCGUAUUCUUCUUGAUCCAACUGUUUCCCAUCAUCAUCAGGGUUGGCGACUGGGCUUUGCGGUGGACCGAAGGAAACACUGCCCUUCAAAUUAUCUUUGUGAUGCUCCUUUUCCCUGUCACCAUGAACGCCAUCCAAUACUACAUAAUCGACACGUUCAUCAAGAAAAACAUACACAGUGACUUCUUUCCCGAUGAUGAUAGGGGCCACGCUAUUGCAGAUGAAGAUCUUCAUCGGGAAAGUCUUCUUGCUGGUAUCGACGAAGCCUACUCAUCCGAUUCUGAGGAUGAUUCCGCUACAGGGAAAAGGUCACCUCUCCCAGUGUCACAGUCUAAAUUAGCUAUUCAGGAGUCUGAAGCUAUUAUGACUGAGGACCAUUCGCCGGUCCCUCCUUACCUUCCUCCCAGUUCCAGUUCGAGUGGCAGUCAUCGCGAACAGGACAGACAGUCCAAGUCAGCCGCAUAA